This is a messenger RNA of Pyricularia oryzae 70-15, 3314 nucleotides long. RefSeq lists its product as uncharacterized. The transcript has a single exon. The record is from RefSeq and is a predicted model, not a curated record. The coding region runs from base 2585 to 3286 and encodes 233 amino acids. NCBI's taxonomy places the organism in Eukaryota, Fungi, Ascomycota, Sordariomycetes, Magnaporthales, Pyriculariaceae.
UGCACAAAGAUACAAAUGGAACAUACCUAACUCCUUGGGUUGUAACCUUCCUUGCUGGGUGCAACUGUACAGCCUUGGUAUUUAUUAAUUUAUGCAUGUUUUGGCAGGUCUAGAAUACGCUGUGACAAUCGGCAUCGGUUUUACGAAACUUCCUUGGUAAGGUAGUGUAUCCUUCCCUUGGUGCCUCCAUUCGCUACCAUUCCUUUUGUCGUCCACCUCCGUCUCGGCUGAUGCCGUCGGUCGGGCGGGCGGAUAGGUAAGCCUGCUCAGUUCCUGUUCGUGAACAUUCUUAGUGGCGCGGUAUGAUAUACGGAGAGCAUUGGUCGCUUUGCUUUUCACAGCUCAACGGCACCAAAACCAACGGCAGAUGACCUGUAGGUGAGCCAACUGUCAACCUGGAUCGAUGGCAACUUGCCAAGUCAUCAUAGCCACAACUUCCGCCACAGACAACCACAAAAACAAAAAGUCAUUCGCAAUUCUUUAGUCUUUAAUUUCACAUGGGUCACUAAUAGGCUGGAAGAGAACUUUUUGUUGGUUAAACUUGCUGAGAUACUGACAAAGACUAACGUGCAAUCGUGGCCCGCUGACUCCAGCUUACUCACCAGUCCUCGCCAAAUCUAUCCCUGGCUCGCAUCGCCUGGUCGUCGAUCGACGCCUUCAUCUUGUUUAUCCACUCUCUGGAAGGCACAAACCUCUGCGGCAGCGUCGCAAGCGUCUCGACAAAGGUCAGCUUGGCCCGAUCAAACUGACAGCGUGCCCUCGGCCCAUCACCCUGUUCAAUGAGCUUUUCGACAAGGUGAAACUCGUCGACAAACUUCCUGACUGCGUUGGCCGCCUUCCUAUCUUCCUCACUGAUCUGCUUGUCGAUUCUUGCCUGGACCCUCCGCUGCUUUUGCUCUAGGUACUCGAUGCAGCCGGGGUAAUGCGCAUGUAGCCUCUCAGGGGCCGUGUUUUUGAGCUUGAACAGCAUCACAAUAGCGCUGGCGUACGCGUGGUUGGCUUUGGCCAGGUGCUCGCCAGACCCAUUCUCAAAGGCUUCGGCGUCGGCAAUGUAACCGUCGUACUGUCUUCUGUGCGACGAUAUCCACGAACUCUCCACCGCCAUCUUUUGCCACUCGGCCGCCUUGUCGGCCUGCCUCUGGUAGUCCAUGUAGUUCGGCCCGCCCAACUGCCGAUCGAGGUCCGAUAGGCGCAACAGGUCGGACACGAGUCGACCGUAGAGCUCCGAGGCUUUGUCCCAUGACUUCCGGUUCCACGCCGACUCGGCCUUGGCUUGCGUUCUGAUAUUAGCGGACAAGAGGCUGUUGACCUCGGCCUGGAGCAUUUCGUACUGGGAUGGCACUGCUGGCCUGGACUUACCGGUAUGCGAGCUUUUCCGAGAUGAUGUGUGGUGUCGUCGCUCAUCUUCGUAAGGAGCCGUGCUCUCACGGCGUUGAGACUUGGGUUGCCGUCCCUUGGAAUCAUGUUCGUCAUCAACUACCCCGGUGGCAUGCCGGUAUUGGUCUCGGAGGGUGUUGUGCCUUCCAUAGGUGUCAUACUGGCUCUCCGAUGAAACGCUAAACGCAGGCUGCGGCCGCUCUACGGUGGGCCUUUGGUAUGGCGAGUGCGAUUCUCGCCGGGUUCCGUUGCUGAUUGAGCGCUGCAGAGAAUGGAAGAUUUCAGCUGGGUACGCUGGUUGGCUGUGCGAUGAGCUGCGCGGGUGAGGGGGAGGGGUCGCGUUGUAGUGUUCAGCAUACUCCCUGUCAAAGAUCUUGUUGUUGGAUGUGGGUGGGUAUCGGCGGCUUGAGGGUUCCCGCCAGGCCGCCUGCCGUUCGUAGUUGCCGCUGGAACUCCUGCGCGACGUCGAGCCUCUGCGCUCCUGUUGGUAAAGCGUGUGCUUGGAUUCGGUAGAGGGGCGGACAAAGACGUUCGUGACGAAUUUGAAUUUGUGCUGCCAACCAGACUCUUUGUACUCGGCACGCUCAGAUGGUCCCGUGUAGUAAGACAUGUCUGCUGGUUGGUGAAGAGCGAAGUAUAUAUACUUGGACUCGAGGGAAUACUUACAAGAGACUUACCUUGUUGGCUUGAUUUGAUCGUAUCAAGAUGGCUAGUGGAAGUGGAUCUUGCUGGGUUGUUAUUCGAGGACUAUCUUUGGACCAGGCAUCAUAAGUAGUGGCAUAUAAUGCUUUUAUAACUUGAACUUUGAGCUAUAAAAUCGAUUUUGGAGGGCAAUGGAGCUCAAAGGACAAAGAUAUUAUUCCAAUGCGUCAAUAAUUAUAUCGGAACGAGACAACAAAGACAAUAAAACAGAACAAAGAAUACCCGGCAGUCUUCUCACUCGGAAUGACAAUGUCUCAGUGGCACAUUGGUGGGCAAGAAGAACAAAGAAAACCAGCUAGAUCUCCUUGUCCUACGGAACAUCCAGCAUAGUCUCAUUUCAUAAAACCUACCAUAUAAUUUACGGUCCCCCACCCAGUCUGUUCCUGGCCUUGAACUUCUUUGAGGGAUAACAAUCGUUGAGGAUAAACACACCCCAAAAUAGGUAAGUCACAUUCUCUUCCACAGCCAUCAUCUUUAACACCAAGAAGGGUACGGCGCAGACACAAUGUGCCAAUUCUCAAUCUCAGACUACGCCUCCUGUGGCCACAUCGUCUUCGAGAGGCCAGAGUCCUGCCUGUUCAAGGGUUCCGAGCUACUAUGUGAGUCCUUCCCCAUGAUCGAGAACCGCUAUCCGCACUGCUGUCCCAAGUGCACCAUAUUCCCAACCAGACGGGCCAACACCAUCCCCGCCCCUUCUCCUCCACAAUCCCACCUCCGCAAGGCCUUCUCGCUACCAACCCUCAACAACGCCAUUUGGAGACCGUUCAGGCCUCGCACUCAGGCGCCGGUGGAAUGGCGCCGCACGCGCAUGGUGCACAAGCUCAUGGUCGACCGCAUCACGGAACAGGUCUUGGACAGGGCGAGGGAGGUCAGCGUAGAGCCCGCCGAGAUGCACGUGCCCAGCGCGCUGCUUUGGUGCAUUAGGGAGGAGGGCGAAGAGGUGGGCAGUCUGAACUGGGGUCCCGAUAUGACGACUGACAGGGAGUCUUGUGCCAGCGGGUAUGACGAGGCGCUCGAUUGGUGUUGGAUCAGAGAGGACUCUGUGCCCAAGUCGGAUGGGGCUGGACUGGACAAUGUUGUAUUUGGUGAGUGGGUGAUUGUGAAUGUCGACAAGUCCACCGGGUCAGAAGAACCCAAGAAGGCGAUGGUAGCGAAGGAAGCCUCCGUGGUCGAGUCCACAUCAGGUAAGUACGUCUACCGCAACUAAGAUCAGUGUGAUCAUGGUGGAAGCCUGG